This is a messenger RNA of Orycteropus afer afer, 927 nucleotides long. RefSeq names its product olfactory receptor 6F1. Gene Ontology annotation, cellular component: membrane. Gene Ontology annotation, biological process: G protein-coupled receptor signaling pathway. The coding region runs from base 1 to 927 and encodes 308 amino acids. The record is from RefSeq and is a predicted model, not a curated record. Lineage: Eukaryota; Metazoa; Chordata; Mammalia; Tubulidentata; Orycteropodidae. The transcript has a single exon. Gene Ontology annotation, molecular function: olfactory receptor activity; G protein-coupled receptor activity.
AUGGGCACAGACAAUAGAACUGUCUCCCAGGAAUUUCUCCUGUUGGGCUUUCCAGGGUCCCAGGCCCUUCAGCUCUCUCUCUUCAUGCUUUUUCUGGUAAUGUACAUUCUCACAGUAGGAGGCAACUUUACCAUCUUGAUGUUGGUGAGUACUUCCCACCAGCUCCACACUCCUAUGUACUUCUUUCUGAGUAACCUCUCUUUCCUAGAAAUUUGGUAUACCACAGCUGCAGUCCCCAAGGCCCUGGCCAUCCUCCUGGGGAGAAGCCAGACCAUAUCAUUCACAGGCUGUCUUUUGCAGAUGUACCUUGUUUUCUCCUUGGGCUGCACGGAAUACUUCCUGCUGGCAGCCAUGGCUUAUGACCGUUAUCUUGCCAUCUGCUAUCCUCUACACUAUGGUACCAUCAUGAGCAGCCUGCUUUCAGUGCAGCUGGCCCUGGGCUCCUGGGUAUGUGGCUUCCUGGCCAUUUCAGUGCCCACGGCCCUUAUCAGUGGCCUCUCUUUCUGUGGUCCACAUGCCAUCAAUCACUUCUUCUGUGACAUUGCCCCCUGGAUUGCCCUGUCCUGUACCAGCACCCAUGCUGUGGAGCUUGUGUCCUUUGUCAUUGCUUUUGUGGUCAUUCUAAGUUCCUGCCUCAUCACCCUAGUCUCCUACAUCUUCAUCAUUAAUACCAUUCUCAGCAUCCCCUCAGCCAGUGGGCGGAGCAAAGCUUUCUCCACAUGUUCCUCUCAUCUAACUGUGGUGCUCAUCUGGUAUGGAUCCACCAUCUUCCUUCAUGUCCGAACCUCAAUCAAAGAUGCCUUGGAUCUGACCAAAGCUGUCCACGUACUGAACACUGUGGUGACUCCAGUUCUAAACCCCUUCAUCUACACACUCCGUAACAAAGAAGUAAAAGAAACACUCCUAAAGAAAUGGAAGAGAAAAUAA